Molecule: messenger RNA, 762 nt
Organism: Ilyonectria robusta
Lineage: Eukaryota; Fungi; Ascomycota; Sordariomycetes; Hypocreales; Nectriaceae
Product: 5-formyltetrahydrofolate cyclo-ligase
Exons: 1
Coding region: 1-762 (253 amino acids)
Cellular component (GO): cytoplasm
Source: RefSeq, a predicted model, not a curated record
AUGGCGACGCUCGCAGAAGGCAAGUCCGAUAUCCGCCGCCGAGUCUGGGAGCCACUCCUGAAAGUAGCCCGGCCCGACUCCCGCCACCACUUCGACUUUAGCAGCUUCAUCACCGACUUCAGAGGCUCCGACCAGGCCACGGCUCGACUCAUCCAGCUCCCUGCCUACACCAACAGCGACGUCCUAUUCAUCACCCCCGACAACUGCCUCGAGGACCUCCGCCUUCAGGCUCUGCGAGACGGCAAGACGAUCCUCAUGACCACGUACGGCAUCCGACGGGGCUUCUGGGUCCUCGACCCGCGCCGCAUCCCCCGAGAUGACUAUCGCUUCGCCGCCAUGCUCGACGGCAUGGAGCGCCACGGGCGGCCGGUCAGCCUGGCCGAUAUCAUCGCCACGGGCUGGCGCAUCCCCUUCAUGGUCACUGGGACGGGGGCCAUCAACUUCCGCGGCGUGCGUUUCGGCAAGGGCCACGGCUUCUUCGACCUCGAGUGGGCGAUGCUGUACGUGCUCGGCGUCGUAGAUCAGGAGACGGUUGCUGCGGCUGUGGUGCAUGAUUGCCAGAUGCUGGAGGAAGAGCUGCACCCUGAGGUGUUUGAUACCGUGUGUGAUGUCGUUGUGACGCCUACUCGGACUAUUGAGGUCAAGGGCGUGCGGAAGCCAACUUGUGGGAUUUUAUGGCCGGUCUUACAGCCAGGGAUGAUAGACAGUAUCCCGCCCUUGCAGGAGCUGAAGGCGAUGGGCGGGAGUUUUAGUAGAGUUUAG